Papaver somniferum (opium poppy) is the source of this 1035-nucleotide messenger RNA. RefSeq names its product loricrin-like. The transcript has 2 exons. NCBI's taxonomy places the organism in Eukaryota, Viridiplantae, Streptophyta, Magnoliopsida, Ranunculales, Papaveraceae. The record is from RefSeq and is a predicted model, not a curated record. The coding region runs from base 241 to 936 and encodes 231 amino acids.
UGGAUAAAAAAACUUUGCAUCCUACAAUGGAUGAAUAUCAUAAACCACUGCUGGUUAAUGCAACGAUGGUAGAUGAGUUCAAUCAAUGCCUCAUCAAACACAUCAUAAAUCCAUUUAUUUUCCUUCGCGCCCAAGGAAUUUUGCGUUACUGUUUAAUGGGUUUGGGUUCUUCUCUGUCACACUACUUCGUUUCUGCUGUUUCUUCAUCUGAAAAUUCAAUCUGGGUCAAAUUUAAGGUAUAUGAUGGAUUUCUACUCUAGGCCAAUAUCGAAGAGAACACGGUCACUAAAAGCUGCAUACUAUAAACAACAAUAUGAACAGAAAAAGAUAAAUCUAGCUAGUAGCAGCGGUGGUGGUGGUUCUGGUGUUCCUGGUUGUAGUAGUAAGAAGGGGGCUUCUUCUAGUGAAUGUGGUAACAACAAGGGUAGUGAACUGGGAGGUGGUAGUGGGAAUUGUACUGCUGGUCCUGGUCCUUGUAAUGGUGUUAGAAAGGGUGCUUCUUCUAGUGGAUCUGGUGACAACAGCAAGGAUAAUGAAUUGGGAAUUGAUGGUGGUGGGAGUUUAACUGCUGCUCUCAGUAGUAGUGGUAGGAAGGGGAAUUCCUCUAAUGAAUGUGGUAACAACAACAAGGGUUCUGAAAUGGGAGGUGGCAGUUGUGGUGGUGGGAGUUGUGCUGCUGAUCCUAGUAGUAAGGGUGGAAAGGUUUCAUUCGCAAGGGAUUGUAGUACCAACAAGGAUAAAGAAUCAGGAGUCGGUGGUGUUGGGAGACCUACUGCUGCUAUUAGUAGUGAUGGUAAUUGUGUGCAAGAAGGCAUUCUACAGGUGGGAAAUGAGCCUAGAUUAGGGAAACGUAAGAAAGUGUUUGUUCUGCUAGAUGAUGGAGAUGAAAACGAAGAAGAGGAGACGGAGAAAUGGGAUGGAGAGACAGAAAAGUGAUUAUGAGAGAGUAAAGUUAGAACCGUUAAAGACUCAUAGAGAAGAAAGGGAGAAAGAGAGAACAGAAAAAGAAGAGAUUGUGAGAAUAGUAGAAGAGUG